AUGCUCUCGACGUUGACAAGUGCUGCCGAAUUGGCUGGGUUAGUAAAAGAUGAAGACGCGGCUCUGAAAUUGCUUGUCGACGAAGGAGUGCUGACAUUGGACAGAAUUUGCAAAAACUGUGGUUCUCCGAUGGCUCUAAGAAAGAGAAAGAAUACAUUUGAAAUGUCGAAAAAGCAGAAAUUCGGAUUGUUCGACGGAAGGACUGAGAAAAAACUCCUGAUUUUCUAA
This is a messenger RNA of Caenorhabditis remanei, 228 nucleotides long. RefSeq lists its product as uncharacterized. Bases 1 to 228 code for a protein of 75 amino acids. Lineage: Eukaryota; Metazoa; Nematoda; Chromadorea; Rhabditida; Rhabditidae. The record is from RefSeq and is a predicted model, not a curated record. The transcript is spliced from 2 exons.